AUGUCGACAAACAAAGAACGUAUAUUUGUUGUUGGAGCAACUGGGGAUAUUGGAAGUGGUGUUGUUCGUGGUCUUAUUAAAAAUAGAAUUGAUACAACCGCUUAUGUUCGAGAUGAAGCAAAAGCAAAAGAUUUAUUUAAGAAUGAACUUCUUACUGGACAUUUAUCACUUGUUAUUGGUACCUAUUCAUCUAAUGAAAUAUAUGCAAAGGCAGUUGAAGGACAUACUCGUCUUUUUCUUCUUGUCAUUGUUGAUCCAAAGAGACCAACGUCAAUGAGCGAUGUGAAAGGUACAUUUGGUAAACUUGCUUAUGAAAAAGGUGUUCGUCAAAUUGUUGAUCUCUCUUCAUUUACUGUUCGUUCAGCGGGUAAGCAAGGUAUAAUUGGCUAUUUACAUACAACAAGUGAAGAAAAAUUAUGGACACUUGCUGAUGAAAAAUCAGAUACACGUUCACUUGUUGUUUUACGUCCAGGUGCAUUUAUGAGUAAUCAAUUUAUAUACGAUGUUCAACCUGUUAAACAUUUAAAUAAACUUAUAUCAUCUGAAUCUCUUUCAGCGUUAACUACAUGGAUUGAUACAAAAGAUAUUUCCGAUUGUGCUGUCGUCGUUUUAACUGAACCUAUUGAGAAACAUGAUCGUUGUGUUUACGAAAUGGGUGGUGAAUCUGUCUCCAAUGAACAACGAGCAACUAUUUUUAGUAAAGUUCUUGGUAAAGCUAUUACUUAUGAACAACAAUCAGUAGAAACUCUGUAUAAAAUGUUAAUUAGUCAUGGAGCAUCUCAUGCAUUUGCUUACGAUAUAGUUUCACUUACUUCUGAAAAUAUUGUUGCAAAUCCAACACCACAAUUAUCUAUUCUGAUCAACAGACCAUUACAUACACUUGAAGAAUGGUUACAAGAAAAUGUUAAAGCAUUUCAAUAA
Adineta steineri is the source of this 921-nucleotide messenger RNA. Lineage: Eukaryota; Metazoa; Rotifera; Eurotatoria; Adinetida; Adinetidae. The record is from the annotation of a GenBank genome assembly.